Molecule: messenger RNA, 10688 nt
Organism: Toxotes jaculatrix (banded archerfish)
Lineage: Eukaryota; Metazoa; Chordata; Actinopteri; Toxotidae
Gene: sptbn2
Product: spectrin beta chain, non-erythrocytic 1
Exons: 38
Coding region: 547-7557 (2336 amino acids)
Biological process (GO): actin cytoskeleton organization
Cellular component (GO): cortical actin cytoskeleton; cell projection; cell junction
Molecular function (GO): structural constituent of cytoskeleton; actin filament binding; phospholipid binding
Source: RefSeq, a predicted model, not a curated record
CUAUCCGACCGCAGCCGGUUAGCUUGCUCUGCUGUGCUCUGCUCCAGCAAGUGUGAGUUAAGAGCUAGGAGGGAAGAAAUAGCUAGUGUUGCUUUGCUAGAACCACGAGGGAGUGCAACCAAAAGAUUUUACUUUGCGCAGAGGUCACAAGUGUGGUGAAAUUCUUCACAGGAGGAGGUGAAACAAGAGAACAUUUUGUUCUUCGGUUUUGUUUGAAAUUAUUCUUUGAAAAAAACCUUCCACCCUUGAACUCACUGCUGUGUUUUCAUUGGACAAGGUGGGACACAGUAGAUGAAGGGAAGAACAGGCGGCAAUAUUUUCAAGCUUGUGUUGUGCCUUACUGAGGUACAGCACUGAGGGAAUCUGGAAGAGAAGGAUAAACCAAGGCAUAUAUUGGAUAUACAAAACUUUUUUCUUUUGGAAAACCCUCCAGAGGAUUCGAUACAUUUCAGUGGGAAAGGGUGACUCUUCUUUGCUAUGCACAAGAACUCCCAUUCAGUCUGUAUCUGAGAGGAAUAUUUAGGAGAAACAUCCAGUAAAAAGACCAUGGAGUGGGACCACAGGGACAGAGAGCCCUGCUUGUCCCCAGCAGCAUUUGUCAAUCAGGUGCAAUACUCUAACAUCUUGGAAGGACGGUUUAAACAGCUGCAAGAUGAGCGUGAAGCAGUGCAGAAGAAGACCUUCACCAAAUGGGUGAACUCUCACUUGGGCCGAGUGACCUGCCGCAUUGGUGACUUGUACACAGACCUGCGCGAUGGCCGCAUGCUAAUCCGCCUUCUGGAAGUGCUCUCAGGAGAACAGCUGCCAAAGCCCACAAAGGGCCGGAUGCGUAUCCACUGCCUGGAGAAUGUUGAUAAAGCCCUGCAGUUUCUCAAGGAGCAAAAAGUCCAUCUAGAAAACAUGGGCUCACAUGACAUUGUGGACGGUAAUCACCGUCUCACCCUGGGUCUCAUUUGGACCAUCAUCCUUCGCUUCCAGAUCCAGGACAUCAGUGUGGAGACAGAAGACAACAAGGAGAAAAAAUCAGCUAAAGAUGCCCUGCUGCUUUGGUGCCAAAUGAAAACUGCUGGAUAUCCCAAUGUCAACAUCCACAACUUCACUACCAGCUGGAGGGACGGUCUGGCGUUCAAUGCCAUUGUGCACAAACACAGACCUGACCUGAUUGAGUUUGACAACCUAAAGAGGUCCAAUGCUCACUACAAUCUCCAGAAUGCUUUCAAUGUGGCUGAGAAGGAACUGGGGCUAACCAAGCUGCUGGACCCAGAAGACGUCAAUGUUGAUCAGCCUGAUGAAAAGUCCAUCAUCACCUAUGUGGCGACCUACUACCAUUACUUCUCCAAGAUGAAAGCACUGGCAGUGGAGGGCAAAAGAAUUGGCAAGGUGCUGGACUAUGCUAUUGAGGCUGACCAGCUGAUAGAGAAGUAUGAGACCCUGGCCUCAGAGCUGCUGCAGUGGAUUGAGCAAACCAUAGUGACGCUCAAUGACAGACAGCUAGCUAAUUCACUGAGUGCUGUGCAGAAUCAGCUCCAGGCUUUCAAUUCAUACCGGACUGUGGAGAAACCCCCCAAAUUUACAGAGAAAGGAAAUUUGGAGGUUCUCCUCUUUACUAUCCAGAGCAAGAUGCGCGCAAACAACCAGAAAGUCUACAUGCCAAGAGAGGGCAAACUCAUCUCUGACAUCAAUAAGGCAUGGGAGCGACUGGAAAAGGCAGAGCAUGAACGUGAGCUGGCACUGAGAAACGAGUUGAUUCGCCAGGAGAAGCUGGAGAUGCUCGCUGCUCGUUUUGACCGCAAAGCUGCUAUGCGGGAGACAUGGCUGAGUGAGAACCAGAGGCUAGUGUCUCAGGACAACUUUGGAACUGACUUGGGAGCAGUGGAAGCUGCCACCCGUAAACACGAGGCAAUCGAGACAGACAUUGGAGCAUACUGGGAGCGUGUGGCUGCUGUGGAGGCUGUAGCCAAAGAGCUGGAGGCAGAGGGAUACCACGAUGUGCGGCGUAUACUUGCACGAAGGGAUAAUGUGCUUCGACUCUGGGAAUACCUGAAAGAUCUUCUUGCUGCACGCAGGGAGCGUCUGAAUGCCCAUCGUGACUUACAGAGGUUGUUUCAGGAGAUGCGCUACAUCAUGGACUGGAUGGCAGACAUGAAGGGUCGUCUGCAGUCUCAGGACAGUGGCAAACAUUUGCAUGAUGUGUUAGACCUACUUCAGAAGCACACUCUGGUAGAGGCUGACAUUUCAGCUCGGGCAGAGAGAAUCAAGGCAGUGCAGGGAGCUGCAAAGCGCUUCACUUCCUAUGAACAGGCCUACAAACCAUGUGAGCCAGGACUAGUUAGUGAAAAGGUUGACCUGCUGGGUCAAGCCUAUGAGGAGCUUGGUCAGCUUUCUGGGAAACGCAGAGAGCGCCUAGAGGACUCUCGCCGCCUGUGGCAGUUCCUGUGGGAUCUCGGAGAGGAGGCAGCCUGGAUCAGAGAGCAGGAGCAGAUCCUGGCUAGUGGAGACUGUGGGCGUGACCUCACGUCUGCUCUUCACCUGCUUAGUAAACAUGAGGCUUUCAGGGAUGAGAUGGCAGCCCGCUAUGGCCCCCUGAGUAACAGCAUUGCUGCCGGGGAAGCUUUGGUUAAGGAGGGACACUUUGGAGCCCCAGAGGUCACAGAGAGGAUUCAAGACAUCCGUGCACAGUGGGCACAUCUGGAAGAGACAACUAAACUCAGAGAGCAGAAUCUUAAGGAAGCUGUGGCUCUGCAUCAGUUCCAAACAGAUGCCAAUGACAUGGAGGCCUGGAUCAUGGAGACAUUUAGACAGGUGUCAAGUCAGGAAGUGGGCCACGAUGAGUUCUCCACCCAGACUCUAGCUCGUAAGCAGAGGGAGAUAGAGGAGGAGAUCCAGAGUCACCGCCCCCUCAUCGACUCCUUGCAUGAGCAGGUCCAAGCACUACCACAGGCCUAUAUAGAAUUCCCUCAGGUGGAUGGCCGCCUACCUGCUAUUGAGCAGCGCUAUGAAGAACUGGAGUCUCUGUCAGCCGCUCGCCGGCAGGCACUUGAAGGUGCACUGGCUCUCUACCGCAUGUUCAGUGAAGCUGACGCCUGCCAGCUCUGGGUGGAAGAAAAGGAGCAGUGGUUACAUGGCAUGGAGAUCCCUACCAAACUGGAGGACUUAGAGGUGGUGCAGCAGAGAUUUGAUACUCUUGAACCUGAGAUGAACAACCUCGGCACUCGUGUCACUGAUGUGAACCAGGUGGCAGAGCAGCUCCUGAGCUCCGACAACUGUAGCAAAGACCAGAUCCACCAGACAAGAGACCAACUGAACAACAGAUGGGCAGAGUUUGAACAACUGGUUGGUCAAAAGAAACAAGCCCUAGAGUCUGCCCUUAACAUCCAAAACUACCACCUGGAGUGUAAUGAGAUCCAAACUUGGAUGAAGGAAAAGACCAAGGUGAUUGAAUCUACUCAGAGCCUGGGCAACGACCUGGCUGGGGUGAUGGCACUGCAACGCAAACUCACUGGCAUGGAGAGAGACCUGGAGGCCAUUCAGGGCAAAUUGGAUGACCUGACAAAGGAAGCAGAAAAGCUAGCCAAGGAACAUCCAGAUCAGGCAGGAGAGAUCCAAGGACGCCUGGCAGAGAUUCAGGAAGUGUGGGAAGAGUUGAACUCUACCAUGAAGCGACGUGAGGAGUCACUGGGUGAAGCCAGCAAGCUGCAAGGCUUCCUUAGGGAUCUGGAUGACUUCCAGUCCUGGUUGUCCCGCACCCAGACAGCCGUGGCCUCAGAGGACAUUCCCACUUCUCUGCCUGAGGCUGAGAGUUUGCUAGCCCAGCAUGAGAGUAUCAAGAAUGAGGUGGAUAACUAUAAGGAGGACUAUGAGAAGAUGCGUGCAGUCGGCGAGGAGGUGACCCAAGGCCAGACAGAUGCCCAGCACAUGUUCUUGGCCCAGAGGCUCCAGGCACUGGAUACUGGCUGGCAUGAGUUGCGUCGCAUGUGGGAGAAUCGCCACAGUCUUUUGGCCCAAGCUUUUGACUUCCAGACUUUCUUGAGAGAUGCAAAGCAGGCAGAAGCCUUCCUGAACAGCCAGGAGUAUGUGCUGUCCCACACAGAAAUGCCCACCAGUCUUCAGGGAGCAGAGGAGGCCAUUAAGAAGCAUGAGGAUUUCCUCACUACCACAGAGGCCAGUGAGGAGAAGAUAACUGGUGUGGUGGAGACUGGACGGCGCCUCAUUAAUGACUCUAAUGCAAACUCUGAUAAGAUCCAAGAAAAAGUUGAUUCCAUCCAGGAAAGGCAUCUUAAGAAUAAAGAGGCUGCAAAUGAAUUGCUGACGAAGCUUAAGGACAACCGUGAACUUCAGCACUUCCUCCAAGAUGGGCAGGAGCUCACAUUGUGGAUCAAUGAGAAGAUGCUGACAGCACAGGACAUGUCUUAUGAUGAGGCCAGAAAUCUUCACAGCAAGUGGCAGAAGCACCAGGCCUUCAUGGCAGAGCUGGCCUCUAACAAAGACUGGCUAGACAAAAUUGACAAGGAGGGUCAGGCGCUUGUGGCAGAGAAGCCUGAGCUAAAACCCGUUGUCCAGCAGACCCUGGAGGACCUACAGCGUCAGUGGGAGGAGCUGGAGAGCACCACCCGCACCAAGGCCCAGUGUUUGUUCGAUGCUAACAGGGCAGAGCUCUUUACACAGAGCUGCUCCGCUCUAGAUGUCUGGCUGAAAAACCUUGAGGGUCAGCUGCAGAGUGACGAUUAUGGCAAAGAUUUGACCAGUGUCAACAUCCUGCUCAAGAAGCACCAGAUGCUCGAGCACCAGAUGGAGGUCCGAGAGAAGGAGGUGCAGUCCCUGCAGUCUCAGGCUCUGGCCCUGUCCCAAGAGGAUGCCGGACUGGCUGAGGUAGAUGGUCAGCAAAGGCGCGUCACUGACAACUUCUCAAACCUUCAGGAGCCCCUCAGACUCAGGAGACAGCAACUGCUCGCCUCCAAAGAAGCACAUCAGUUCAACAGAGAUCUGGAGGAUGAAAUUCUAUGGGUGAAAGAGAGGAUGCCCCUGGCGACCUCCACAGACCAUGGAAAAGACCUGCCAACUGUUCAGCUGCUAAUCAAGAAAAACCAGACAUUGCAGAAAGAGAUCCAGGGCCACCAGCCCCGCAUCGAUGACAUCCACAGACGAGGAAAGACUCAGAGCCAGGUAGAUGGUGAGAGACAGUCUGUCCUAGAGGAGCGUCUUGUUGAACUGAGGGACCUUUGGGACCAGCUGAUUGCUGAGACAGACAAGCGUCAUGCCCGUCUAAUAGAGGCCAAUCGCGCCCAGCAGUUCUAUGCUGAUGCAGCAGAGGCAGAGGCCUGGAUGGGCGAGCAGGAGCUGCACAUGAUGUCAGAGGAAAAAGCUAAGGAUGAGCAAAGCGCACUGGUGAUGGUCAAGAAGCACCAGACCCUUGAACAGGCACUUGAAGACUACGCUCAAACCAUUCACCAGCUAGCCAACAGCAGCCGCCUCAUGGUCACGAGUGAACACCCAGAGAGCGAGAGAAUCACCUUACGGCAAGCCCAAGUGGACAAGCUGUAUGCAGGGUUGAAAGACCUCGCUGAGGAGCGUCGUGGGCGGCUUCAGGAGAGACUGCGGCUGACCCAGCUGAAGCGGGAGGUGGAUGACCUGGAACAGUGGAUUGCUGAGAGGGAGGUGGUUGCUGGCUCCCAUGAACUAGGACAGGACUAUGAACAUGUCACAAUGCUGAGGGACAAGUUCCGGGAGUUUGCUCGUGACACCAGCACCAUCGGCCAGGAGCGUGUAGAUGGUGUAAAUGGACUGGCAGAUGAUCUGAUUGAGUCGGGUCAUCCUGAGAACGCCAGUGUGGCUGAGUGGAAGGACGGGUUAAACGAGGCCUGGGCAGACCUGCUGGAGCUGAUUGACACACGCACACAAAUGUUGGCAGCCUCCUAUGAGUUGCACCGCUUCCACCAGGAUGCCAUGGAGGUGCUUGGCCGUGUUAAGGAGAAGAGGGAGGCGCUUCCUUCUGACCUGGGCCGUGAUCUGAACACUGUUCAACAUCUACACAGACAGCACAACACUUUUGAACAUGACAUCCAGGCCCUCAGUGGACAGGUGAACCAGGUGCAAGAUGAUGCAGCACGGCUGCAGAAGGCUUACGCUGGAGAGAAAGCCGAUGACAUUCACAGGAGUGAACAUGCCGUGACUUCUGCAUGGGAGGGCCUGCUUGAGGCUGGUCAGGCCCGCAGGCUCCUCCUGCUGGACACUGUGGAGAAGUUCCGCUUUUUCAACAUGGUGCGAGACCUCAUGCUCUGGAUGGACGGUGUCAACCUUCAGAUUGACGCACAUGACAGCCCCAGGGAUGUAUCGUCUGCAGGGCUGGUAAUUGCCAAUCAUCAGGACAUCAAGUCAGAGAUUGAGACCAGGGCAGACAGCUUUACUGCCUGUAUUGAGAUGGGAAAUACUCUCAUCAACAAUAAUCACUAUGCAGCUGAUGAGAUUCGGGAGAAACUGAUUCAACUCCAGGAAAAGAGAGACAAGAUCAACAAAAAGUGGCAAGACAAGAUGGACCAUUUACAAAUUGUGCUGGAGGUGUUGCAGUUCGGACGUGAUGCCUACGUGGCAGAGUCUUGGUUGGCAGGGCAAGAACCUCUGGUGCGAGCAGCAGAGCUGGGCUCAAAUGUGGAUGAAGUAGAGAGCCUAAUUAAGCGCCAUGAGGCCUUUGAGAAACUUGCUGCAGCCUGGGAAGAGCGCUUUGUCCUGCUGGAAAAACUCACUACACUCGAGGAGCAGGAGAACCAGAGGAGGCGAGAGGAAGAGGAGAGGGCGCGGCGACCCCCUACACCACCUCCAGCUGAAGAAGUGGCACAAUCUGAGACGGAAAGUCAAGUGCAUGAUUCUGCAGCCAGAACCAGUCUGGACCAGACCACACUCAAUCAGUCGGUGUCAGUGAAUGGAGUACACAGUGACAAUGACACAUCUCAGGGCUCGGAGUCUGAGUCGGUGAACGGACCAGGUAGGGACAGUGGGCUGGCCUCUUCUCGCCUUGAGCCUUCUGCCACGUUACCAAGCAGGGGUGGAGCAGAGUCUGAGCCAGAAACCAUGGAGGGGAUGCUCUGUCGAAAACAGGAGAUGGAGUCCCACAGCAAAAAGGCAGCUAGCAGGUCCUGGCAGAACGUGUACUGUGUCCUAAGAAAAGGAAGUCUCGGUUUCUAUAAAGACGGCAAGAGCGCUAGCAAUGGCAUUCCAUACCAUGGAGAGGUACCCAUCAGCCUCGGAGAGGCUGUGUGUGAGGUAGCCCAUGACUAUAAGAAGAGGAAACAUGUAUUCAAGCUCAGGCUAGGGGAUGGAAAAGAGUAUCUGUUCCAAGCAAAGGAUGAGGCGGAAAUGAGCUCCUGGAUCCGGUCCAUCCUCGGCUCCAUUCCAACAGGGCCAGGAGACUCGCCCGGAGGUCCACGCGCCCUCAGCCGUGCCAUGACGAUGCCUCCCAUCUCCCCCAGCUCAGGUGAUGCUGGGGGUGUUACAAUGCGCAACAAAGAGGGGAAAGAGAAGGAUCGUGAGAAGAGGUUCAGCUUCUUUGGCAAGAAGAAAUAGAACACUUGUAAAAUCAUGGAAACAACAUUUGUCAAAUUUCAAAGAAGUGAAGCAGAAAGGAAAGUACAAACCGGUCACACAAACACACUGCUCUCAGUGCAGGCCCCAAGGAAUUUGUCCACAGCUACUGUAUGUGGCAUACAGAGAACUUUUUCUGUUUCUUUUCUUUCUCUUGGAUUCUCUCCCUCGCUGGGUUUUAUCUGUCAUUUACUUUUCCGUUCACCCAAUCCAUAUUUCACAUUUAGCUGCACCCAACGAUGAAAGCCCUCAUCCAAAGGUGAUUUCAGCCAACCAGCAGAGCUUAUUAGUCUGAGUCAGUGAGUGGUGUGGUUGUCAUUAGCAGGGAUCCAGGCCCAGUUCAGUUCCAUUCCACCAAAUCGGCCCUUCCUCAGCAUGAAUAUUUUCUCUUCAGUGAGUCUUAACUAGCAGAGCCAUUUGAUGCCGUGUCACUAAUAAAACACUGGAUGGUGGCUUUCUACUGUGGUGCAUUCUGGUUUUAUUCCCCCUACUUUCAAGCGCUCUCACUUUGGGAAAGAUCACAUCGGUCUCUUUUUCUGUUCUUGGUAUUGAUUUUAUUAACCUUACCAAAUAUUAUUGCUGUUAUCACUAUCAUUAUUAUUAUUAUUAUUUAUCUUUUGUUAUUGCUGGUUUGAGAAAACAAACUAAUUCAUUUGACAGUAGAUAAUCUUGAUUCAUGUUGUGGAGAGAAAUAAAUUUGGUUACUAGUGGAGAAUGUUGGGCUUGCCCUUGUAUGUAUUAUUUUGUUUCUUUCCUUUUUUUUAGGAAUGACAGUUAAUGAGGUGUUUUGAGAAAAAAUAAAGCUCUUUAAAUUUUAGCAGUGUGUAGUAAGUAAUCACAAGUUUCAUUGGGAAAAUGAUAUAUAUAUAUUUAAUAAGUGGUUUUAUUUUUUAUUUUAUCUUUAAUUUUGCCUGUAUUUGAUUAUUUCUUUUGAGUGAUCUUUUCUGCUUGAUUUUCAACUUUCUUUUUUUCUGUACAAAGCAGAGAAGAUUAGUUUUCUAGUGUGUGUGUGUGUGCGUGUGUGUGUGUUUGUGUGUGUGUGUGUGUGUGAGUUGUGGUGCUGUGGAUUUUGCACGUUUAUGUUAUUCCUAAUCAAACGUGGCCAGAUGGAUGCUGCUUUUCGGUACGCAAAUGCAGACGAAAACCAGACACAAACUGAAACUAGCAUUACCUGAAUGAUUUCAAAAAAUUUGCUUUUCUUUGCUUUUGGUUUUUAUUAUAUGUAAGAUGACAUUACCAAUGAAGUUCCUCAAGAUGGUUUCAUUAUUUCUGUUUCAGUCUUCUAAUACCGAUUUGCGUUCUCUCUCCAUUUUAUGGUGUGAAGGCGUGGGGCAGUUUGUAGAUAUAAAGCUGAAGCACAUGUGAGCAGGACAGAUGGACAACUGACAGGUCUCAUUACAGGUGAAGUGAGGGGUGUGGAAGUGAGAUUGGAGAGGCAGUGAAGAAUGCAUUUUAUGUGCUGCCUGACAGAGAGAGGUGUACUGAGCCUUACUUGAACCCACUACAGAUACGCUGAACCCUUUUUACAGACCCACCUUCCAUUCAGACAGUCCUAACGGAAGCUUUCUUAGUACAAGAAGAAGAAUGUUAAAAAUGUGCCCUGUGGCAAUGAUCUAAUGUAUGUCAGUCGAUUACAUUUACAGGUACAACAGAAAUUAACAGAAACCACGGAAAGCUCUGCUCACUGGCGGUGGCAGAGAGGGAAAAGCCCUAAAUUCUCUCUUAGACGAGCUUUGUGCUCUUGCAUAUGUGGCAUGACUUCAUGUACAUUUAUACUUGUAUGUGUCUCAUCAUCUUUUCUCUUCUGUGUUGAUGUACUCUGAAAACAUGAGAUCAACUGCAUUGAGACAUGAGAGCAACUAAUUAAAUGUAAUUGGCAUUUACACUUAUCUAAAACAAGAUAAUGCUUAUAGUUAAAAAAAUGUUUGUUAGUUUCUUCAAAUACUGUACAUGAUUGAAAGGCAAAGGGUGUGUACAGUAUAUUAUGAGGCUGUAUGCAGUAGCGCAAUUUUAUAUAAAUAUAGUGAGACCAUUGGAUUGGUAUGUAACUGUUAUUAUAAUGAGUAACUUCAAAGUGUUAAUUUACCCUUUGUAACUGCCAAAAUGCAACAGGAAGUUACUGGACAAGAUAUCAUAAUUUAAGAUUAUCUUACAAGUAGGUUGCAGGUAAUCACUUAUUUGUAGUUUAUUACAUCUUGAAAGUAACUCUUUAAAGCUGGAUGUGUGUACCAUGCCUCGGAGGGCUGAUUAGUUCACAGGAAUGUCACACUAAACUGUUGUGAUAACACAAACAGCUGGAAGUAAACUUGCAUUUGCUUGCAGUUUAAACAGCUUGGCCUUAUUUUCCAGUCCCAAAUGAAUGUGGAACAAUGGCUCUAAUCAGACUCCCUCAAAAUCAGAGAAGUAUCUGAGGAUCCACUUUGAGACUAUUGAACUGGGUUCAGUUAACGGCACCCGGUCCAAACUUUUUGCCUUGGCUCUGUCAGUGGGACUUUGUAUCCCAGGUGUGACAGAGCUUCUAGUUUCAGUGUAGUUUAAGUAGCCUUAAAAUAAAGGCUAACCAGGUUAAUAAGGUCAUUGCAUACAUAAGUGAGCCAACGCAGUUAGCAUACAUUGUGCACAAUCCCCAGUGGAUGAUGAGCUCUCGUAGUGACUCUCGCUACCUUUUCUCUGCUCUGGACAUCAGGCACAGCAUCCAGUUGAUGUUAGGGAGUUCAAGUUUAAAGGUCACAGUGUAUUUUCUUAUCAGCUCAUUUGAAUGUGUGAUGAUUCAAAUUAGUUUGGCCAAAUUGGUCAUGUGAAGCAAAAAUAUCUCUCAUACUUGACGUACAUGAGCUCUCUCUCUUUCACAUACACACACUCGCACAUUAACACUGUACUGUAUAUUUAAUGCAGAAUGACCCUGGCAAUCCAGUCUUGUGGAAAUGUCCUCAGCUGGCUGUGAUUCGAUGUUGCAUCCUUUUAAAAUAACAUUGUGCUACUGGUGAGCUUUGACCAGAACUUGGAAAGUAUGUAUUAUUGAUGUCAAAGAGAUGAGUUUUUGGUUAUGAGAGUACUUGUAACAAUGGAGUGCUUAAUGAAGAAAAAAAAAAACAACUUUUACUUGUUGAGUA